AUGAAGCGGAAGUUCAAAAAGGCAGUCACUCCUGCCGAGACUGUCCUCGGCUUCUCGUCCGAUGAGAGCGACGAUAAUUUGGAGGAAGACUCUGACGACACUCUUCGCCCGCAAUCUCCUGACCGCUUUGUCCGACAACAUGACGCGAACACGGAUGAUCAGAGCAGGCUUGAGUACGGUACUGCAAACAGCGCGGGAGGCUCGCAGAAUUUCAGCAAUGAUUCUGUUGAUAUCUCGCCUUCAAGAUCCGUCCAGGAUCGGCUGCGCAAGCGCCGCUCUGACCGAUACGCACCUAUUACUCGAGAGUCUACUGCCGGGCUUCACGAUGGGAUCAUUCACGACAAUAUCGAAUCCGUUGCCAACAGCAGCUACAAGUCUCCAACAGUUGAGGACACCUCCAGUGCAACGACUUGCCAGCCAGAUCACAGAGAGGCACUUUCAGAUGGCCAGACUUCGCAUGUAAAGCAGACCUCUGCUGCUAUCCCUCGCACUCCCAGCCCGCAGAUCAACCCUCUGCCACGCGUGGACGAUACGAAAGACAGUGCUAUUGGCGUCGGAUCGUCGUAUUGUUCAGACCAAAUCUCCCCGUCCAAGAGAGCCACCUUUAACGAGCGCGUGGAGGUUCGCACGUCCCCUACGUAUUGGCAACAUGAACACUCCGAGAACGAUGACAGCUACGCAAACUUCCGAUCUGAGCAGUACCACGAGGCUCUUGGGGACGGCAAGAAAGCUAUCCCACUCGAAGCUCCCUUGCGAGACCCGGACGGCUUCAGUGCCCGACGCGAUCAUCUUCAGCAUUAUAGCGUCGAUGAGGAAAGCUUCAACUCUUGGAGCGUCCCGACUGUCGGAUAUGACGGCUUUGCGGCAUCCAACACUUUCAACUGCAGUUCGUUGGCUGGCAAUGCUAGUUCAAUGCAAUCGCAUCCCAGUACUUUAUACACUGCCAAAGACUGUCACUCGACCGAUCGAUCGACCGGCAGCUGCGGCAACUUUUCAAGAUCCCAAGGCUCAGGUUCAACCUUCAACGACCGGACUUCAGACCCCAGAGACAGAUGGUCGCAACGAAGAGGCGAGAACAGCUCUCAGCGCAACCUUGGAAAGGAGAAUCAGCCUUGCUCCAUGAACUACUCGGGCUGCGAUGAUGCCUCCACGCUGUAUGAACACGUCGACGCCACUGAUGGCUUCCGAGAGCAUCGUGACACCAGCUGGUCUGACGACUACGAUGGAGCCUCCUACAUCAACCAUGCGGACAGCUCUCGCUUCUCAGAACCUUGUGGUGCCUGGGACUUUCAAUCAGCUCGUUCUGGUAACCGCCAGCCAGCCUCUUUCAACAGCAGCACUGAAGAGCCCCAGCGCGGCUUCCAAGAUCUGCCUCAGACUUCUGAUCAAAGUAGUGAAAGCGCUCCAUUCAACGUAUCAUACCAGCCAUCGUCCUGGAACGGUCAGGAUUCGAGCCAUCAUCACCCCGACUCCCGCAACAGACAACACGAUCACCAUCCGCAUUCUGCGAAUAAUAAUUGGAAUCAACACCGCCAAUCGUACGAAGGCCAAGCUCCUGGCAGAUCGAACCGUUUCUCUUCUGGUUCAAGCAGCCGCAAUACUCGUCAAGCACCUAACUACGUGCACGAGACUCCCUGCGACGCCGACAAUCCUUCUGAUUCCACCGCUACCGGCCACACGCAGUCUUCGUUGUACGAGCCGAAGCCCCCCCCUGUCGGCUUUGCCAUGGAGAUCCCUGACGACAUGUCUAAGAGCGAAGUCCAGACCAUGUUCAUCCCCGGCUAUGACGACUACGUCCCCUGGUGUAGCACCAGCUCAGUCUAA
Colletotrichum chrysophilum is the source of this 1824-nucleotide messenger RNA. RefSeq lists its product as uncharacterized. NCBI's taxonomy places the organism in Eukaryota, Fungi, Ascomycota, Sordariomycetes, Glomerellales, Glomerellaceae. The coding region runs from base 1 to 1824 and encodes 607 amino acids. The transcript has 2 exons. The record is from RefSeq and is a predicted model, not a curated record.